AUGUCACGAGGUGGCGGGAGCGCCGACGCGUUGGCUGUCAUCAAAGAAGAACAAGCAUCGCCCGUAAACAGCGCUAGUGUAAUUAACAACGAACAACCAGAAGAUCCUCAAGAUGUGCCUAAUCCAUGUCCCUGUAAAGACCGACUUAGUCCCGAAGAAGCGAAGAGACGUACACAAGAAAUAGAAAAACUUCUGAAAGAGAAAGAAGAUGCUCUCACCGCAGAAUUUCAAUCUCGAAUAGAGAAAGAAGUUAAAAUGAUGAAAGAGAGAUUUGACUACAUUUUACAGAAUGAACAAAUAAGAACCUCUCACAUGAUGAGGGAAGCUCACAGAGAGAGGAAGGAAAAGGUAUCAGCGCUGCAGACGCAGUUGGAGUGCAAGAACUUGGCUGGUUUGAUGUACGUCAUGUGUUCUGAAAGACGGAAAAGCAGGCUUCAGCUAUUGAGGCUCGUGGAAGAUUACACAACCUACAUAACGGGGCUACAGCAUAUCUUGGCUGAAAGUCAGGCAUUAAUAUUAAAUUUGUCACGUGGGUAUAAAACUGCUGCAAGAGUUGAGCAGGAGUGGAAAGAGAAAAUGGAUAAAGUUAUUAAGGAGUUCCUCGGUUUCAUUUACCACUACGCUGGUGGGACUCCUGAAACAAACCAGUAUUUCUUUGACAUCCCUGCUUUGAUGCAGACCAAAGCACCUAUAAAGGAUGACCCGAAAGAGGACCCUUGCGAUUGUUACGAGGUUAAACAAGAAGAAACAGAAACUGAAAUACAUCAAGAAAAGAAUUGGUGGGAAAUGAUAGAAGGUGAUGAUCCUCCCUUCGUAAUAUUCGGUGACAUGGCUGAUUUUAAUCCACCAGAACGUAGAGAGGUUCUAAAGUCUGUUAAGGCCGCUAAAACUGCACCAAAGAAAUGGAAAGAAUACGUUUUCCAUGAAAUGUUUCACAGUUUGAAUUGUCCGAAUUUGGAUACAAUAAAAGAUGAAUUUUUGAAGCAUCAACCCAAAGAACAAUGGGAAUGUCGGCAAACAGAUAAACAGUCUCUUAAAGGAUCCGAUACGAGUCAAAAACGAGUAACCAGAGCGAGUAUCGAUAUAAGAGGAACCAUGGGAUCUAUACUAAAAAUUAUUACAUCUAGUGUGGUUCCGAAGGCUGUUACAAAAUCAACUCUGCUUGGAGCAAGGGACUCGAUGGAAAUUGCAUCUACCACGAAAUUGCGCGAGAAGCAAAGGCAAUCAACGGAUGCAGGGGGGCAGAAGGUCGUCUUGAAUGUAGGGAAGAGAAUCGAUUCACUCUUCAAUGAAAUGAUAGAGGAUAAUGAAGAGGACAACGUGCCACCACCAGACGCAUACAAUUUAGAAGAUGAAGAAUUGGAUGAAUCAUUAUCUGCACUUGGGAGUUUGCACAACGACAGUUUGAGUGUGAUACCUUCACAUGUUCCUGAUCAUGACCACAAAAUCCACUACGAAAAGACAUGUCCGAUGGAACAAUGUCAGGCAAUGAAAAUGGACUCAUUCAUACGAACGCUACCUCCUUAUAUGCAAGCCAGUCCCUUCACCCAAUACGAACAAACGUUUGAUGAGUACGAGCCCUGUUCUCCAGAACAACUGGAAAUCUUGAAGCAGAGAAUAGAAGAGAAGAAGAAAAGGGAAAAGGUCGAUUUCCAUCUGCUAGAGGAGAGUCCGCUUAGUGAAUGGCCGCAGACUAUAGAUGGCGUUGGUGUACAGACGUCAAAUACAUCCGUGUUUUUGCCCCCCUGUACUUGUGGCAUUGAGAGUGUUUCUGACGUGUCUAGUAUUGAACGAGUUUUCAAAGUAACCGACUUGAUACCUUUAAAAGAAAAGUUGGAAAAAAUCAACCAGCAAUGCUUCUUUCGAAACGACGUUGAUUUUGAUCGUUUUGGAGUUAUUGGUCAGGAAUAUGAAGUCAAAACAUCCCCGACAGAAAACUUCGCCAAGGACAGACUACGAAACAUAACGAAAAUACUAAAACAAAAUCCCAGUUUAUGCGAGAUAUUCCAAGCCAACAUACGUUAA
Molecule: messenger RNA, 2025 nt
Organism: Pieris macdunnoughi
Lineage: Eukaryota; Metazoa; Arthropoda; Insecta; Lepidoptera; Pieridae
Source: the annotation of a GenBank genome assembly